Ilex paraguariensis (yerba mate) is the source of this 978-nucleotide messenger RNA. NCBI's taxonomy places the organism in Eukaryota, Viridiplantae, Streptophyta, Magnoliopsida, Aquifoliales, Aquifoliaceae. The record is from the annotation of a GenBank genome assembly.
AUGAGUUUCCGAGUGAAUUCUAGCAAUUCUUUUGCGGCCAUUGCGGCUAUUCUUUUUCUGCUCUUGCUCUCUAACAAACCAUGCGAAGCCCAGUUAUCUUCGACAUUCUACGAUAGUACCUGUCCAAAUGCACUUAGUAGAAUCCGAAUUUCUAUUAGAACUGCAGUGUCACGUGAACGUCGCAUGGCAGCAUCGCUGAUUCGUCUCCAUUUCCAUGACUGCUUUGUUCAGGGUUGUGAUGCAUCAAUCUUGCUUGAUGAUACUCCUUCUAUAACAAGCGAGAAGAAUGCAAGGCCUAAUAAUGGUUCAGUGAGAGGUUAUGAAGUCAUUGAUGCCGCCAAGUCUGAGGUCGAGAAAAUAUGUCCUGGUGUUGUUUCUUGUGCAGACAUACUCGCAGUCGCAGCUCGGGAUGCAUCAGCCCUUGUGGGUGGUCCAUCAUGGACAAUGAAGCUUGGGAGGAGAGACUCUACCACUGCAAGCCGAAGUCUAGCAGAAAGCAAUCUCCCUGGUUUUAGAGAUAGUCUUGAGAUACUAAUUUCCAACUUCGCCAAUCAAGGGCUUAAUGCUAGGGACAUGGUUGCUUUGUCAGGGGCACACACUAUAGGACAGGCACAAUGCUUCACUUUCCGUAAUAGGAUUCACAGCAAUGGGACAGACAUAGAUGCCGGUUUUGCCAGCACCCGGAGGCGCCGCUGCCCUCCAAGCGGCCAAAACAGCAACUUGGCACCACUCGAUCUCGUGACACCCAAUUCGUUCGACAACAAUUACUUCAAGAAUUUAAUUCAAAAGAAGGGUCUCCUCGAAUCGGACCAGGUCCUUUUUAGCGGAGGAUCAACGGAUACUAUUGUCUUGGAGUAUAGCAGGAACCCUUCGACCUUUGCGUCGGAUUUUGCAGCUGCCAUGGUGAAAAUGGGAGAUAUUCAACCUCUCACUGGUCAAGAUGGGGUGAUUAGGAAGAUCUGUAGCUCUGUCAACUAG